AUAAUUUCAUCUUUCAAAUUUAAACCCCUUUCCUUCAUAAAUCAUACGUACCCUCUCCCCUUUUCCUUUUCGUUUUUAGGGUUUUCACUAUCUUCCAUUCCCCUUAUUAUACAAUACUAAUCAAUUCAUCAACCAAUUUCCCAUUUCAUUCUCUGUUUCUUCCUUUCUUUAUAAUCUCCAUUUCUCUCCCCGCCGUCUCUCUCUCUCUCUCUCAAUGUCUUCUUAAACCCUAAUCACUCACUCUUCUCUUAAAAAAAAAAAAAAUGUGCUCAUUACCCAUCUGGCUUCAGGCGCUUCUCACCGAGAAAUUCUUCAAUGCGUGUGUUGUUCAUGAAGAUGCCAAAAAGAAUGAAAAAAACAUCUUCUGUUUUGACUGUUCCCUCGGUAUUUGCCCUCACUGCUUAUCCUCUCACUCCUCUCACAAACUCCUCCAGAUUAGGCGAUAUGUGUAUCAUGAUGUGAUUCGAUUGGACGAUGCUACUAAGUUAAUUGACUGUGCUUUUGUACAAUCGUACACUACGAAUAGUGCGAAAGUGGUGUUUCUUAAACAAAGACCUCAGACUAGAAAUUUCAGAGGCUCCUCCGGCAACCUCUGCAGCACCUGCGACAGAAGUCUCCAAGACCCAUAUCUCUUUUGCUCUGUUUCUUGCAAGAUUGAUUAUCUAGUGAAAACACAAGGUGGGAUUUCGAAGCAUCUUCUUGAAUGCAAUUUCUUGCCAUUACCCGAACCGGGUUGGGACGACGGACUUAUGAUGACACCGGACUCCGUCCUAGAACCGGUUGGUUCGAACCGUAGUUCGUCAGGUUCCGACGGUGGUGGAACAGAAGGGAAGACUCUAGUAUCGACGGCGACGACGGAGUUUGUGAAAAAGAAGAGAAGUAGCUUGACGGCGGCGGCGGCGGCGUAUCGGGCAGCGUGCCGGCCGGUUUGCUGGCCGGGGACGAUUUCCGAGACGUCUGGGAGUUUGAUGAGCCGGAGAAAAGGUACCCCACAGCGGGCCCCACUUUAUUGAAUAUUUUUUUUCUUUUUGUUAAGGAAACAAAAAUGGUAGUAUUUGUGAAAAUGGGCAACGGAGGUUUUUGGGGACGUGGACGGCGUUUUGUGGUUUUCUCAUGGUGGUCUUUUUUUUUUUUGUAAAGGGGAGGUCCUUCUUCUUCUUGCCUUCUGAUUCUUAUUUUACAUAUCUUCACUGCCUUUUGUUAUUCAUUAUAAUUAGGCCUUUCUUUUUCUAAUUAACAGGAGGGGUGAAGAAAAAAGUAAAGGAAAUGGGUUGUUCUUUUUUGAGAGUAUCUAACUAUGUUUUCAUUAUUUUAACAAUAUCCAUAUUCCAAUUUUUAAAUCUUA
Molecule: messenger RNA, 1345 nt
Organism: Cucumis sativus (cucumber)
Lineage: Eukaryota; Viridiplantae; Streptophyta; Magnoliopsida; Cucurbitales; Cucurbitaceae
Exons: 5
Coding region: 264-1013 (249 amino acids)
Molecular function (GO): zinc ion binding
Source: RefSeq, a predicted model, not a curated record